Molecule: messenger RNA, 1496 nt
Organism: Alnus glutinosa
Lineage: Eukaryota; Viridiplantae; Streptophyta; Magnoliopsida; Fagales; Betulaceae
Product: COP9 signalosome complex subunit 7
Exons: 9
Coding region: 315-1055 (246 amino acids)
Cellular component (GO): COP9 signalosome
Source: RefSeq, a predicted model, not a curated record
ACCCAACAAAAAACAGCGUGCGAAGCAGGGAAUUUUAACCUCUCUCUGAGGGCGUCCCUCCGUACGUCAACAUCUGUAGCUAGCAGUAGAGAAGCAGUACGUAAUAAUAUUUGUAGCGGCAUUCAUAGAUCGCUCUCUCAGACUCUCACAACCUAAAACCCAAAUUCACCUCCUAAUUCCCCCUCCUCUAAAUCAAACGCUAGAAUCCCUAACCCCUCUCUCUGUGUCUCCCACACGCGCGCUUUUCCUCGCUUGGGUUCGUUUUUCCGUUAGAAUUUGAUAUAUUUUUUGUGUGCAAAAGCAAGAGCGGCGAAAUGGAUAUAGAGGAAAAGCAAGCGGACCUGAUCGAGCACUUCGUGAAGCGAGCAUCGGCUCUCCAGGGCUCGGCCCUCGGGACCGUCGUCGCCGAGGCCACCUCUCACCCCUCCCUCUUCGCCUUCUCCGAGAUUCUCGCCGUUCCCUCCGUCCUCCAGCUUGAAGGAACUGAAAGCUCUGUGCACCUUGAUAUGCUUCGUUUGUUUGCACAUGGCACUUGGAGUGAUUACAAACGUAAUGCUGACCGUCUUCCGCAAUUGGUCCCUGAACAAGUUCUCAAGCUAAAGCAACUUACUGUGCUUACACUGGCUGAGACAAACAAGGUCCUACCCUACGAUCAACUAAUGCAGGAGUUAGACGUCAUGAAUGUACGUGAACUUGAAGAUUUCCUAAUCAAUGAGUGCAUGUAUGCGGGCAUAGUUAGAGGGAAGCUGGAUCAGUUGCGAAGAUGCUUUGAGGUUCAAUUUGCAGCAGGGAGGGAUCUAAGACCUGGUCAACUUGGGGGCAUGAUACAAACGCUGUCAAACUGGUUGGCUACAUCUGACAAUCUACUUAUCUCAAUUCAAGAGAAGAUUAAAUGGGCUGAUGGGAUGAGUGAGUUGGACAAGAAACACCGGAAGGAGGUUGAGGAUAGGGUGGAAGAAGUAAAGAAGUCCCUUUCACUCAAGUUACACACUGUAAGCAGGCCGACAUUGACUUCCGAGGGCAUGAGGAGAUCUACUCUGAACCUGGUGGAGUGAUGGACUACGAGGAGGACCGAAGUCGUCCAAAGAGGAGGCGGCAUCCAAUAGCUUGAACGAACACAUUGAUGGAGGGAGCUCAUGGGAUUGGUUUUUGGCGUCGCCUGAUAUUUUUUUGUCUGUUCAUGGAUUCAAGCAACGGAUGGUUCUGCUUUUGGGGACAAUGAUACUUCCUUGAUGGUGAACUUGUCAUUGUUGCUAUAAUCAUUAGCUUGUUUUCCUGAGUCAGCAAGAAAAAGACCAGAUUUGGUGGUGCGGCUUAAAUUUUUUUAUGUAGCUAGGUACUUGUGCCUAUUGAUGUUGCGCAUUAAUUUGUCUUGUGAAGAAAAUGGCUGGCCUGCAAGGCUACCAUUGAUAGUAUAUUGUUUCCAACACAUUUAAAUGCCUUGUUUCACAGUUUAUAGUCCUGAUUGCCCAGUAGUUUGCUGGAUCUGCUCUUAA